GAAAAAAAAAACGGGGUAAUCGCGGGUAUAAGUAGAACGUGUAACGUUAUUGGCUUGCUUUGUCAACUGGUAGGCUAAAUAUUAAUCAACGGUCCCAAAGUGCGCAUGAGGAAAACACUAGUACCUCCUCCAUAGCAUUGUGAACACCAGAAACAGAUUGCACUCCGAAAAGCCUCCAAGUUAAAAUGGGUUUGUUUUACCUUAUGACAAACUGGGCCUGCUAUGCGAUGUUCUAUUGUUUCCUUCUGAUUGCAGUUGCGUUCCUUGUUUAUUGUUUGUAUAUCAAACACAUUCACAUGAAAUAUGAUCAUAUCCCUGGCCCACCACGAGACAGCUUUUUAUUUGGGCAUUCAUCGAUGAUGAAAGAAGAAACGGAGGGUGGAAAAAUUCUCCACGACAAAUUCCAACAGUGUGCUGAAAUGUAUGGACCUGUUGUUCGUGUUAAUGCAGCUCAUAUUGUUAUUUUAUUGGUGACCUGUCCAGAGGCUACGAAGGAGAUCUUGAUGUCCCCUAAGUGCCUAAAACCUAAGCCCAUAUACAAGCUAUUCUUUGGACUUUUUGGAUCGAGGUUUAUGGGAAAUGGCCUGCUUACAGCUACCGAGCACGAGCAGUGGCAUAAACAACGACGGAUAAUGGACCCUGCCUUCAGCAGUCUGUACCUCAGGGGCCUGAUGGGGACCUUCAACGAGAGGGCAGAAAACCUCAUGGAUGAACUCACAAAUUUAGCAGACAGCAAAAAAGAAGCAAAGAUGCUCCAGUUGUUCAACCGUGUGACCUUAGAUGUCAUCACCAAGGUGGCCUUUGGAAUCGAUUUGGACCUCAACCAAAACAAGGACUCGCCUUUCCCUAGAGCCAUUGAGAUGUGUCUGACAGCCAUGGUUCAUACCACCCGAGACAUGCUUUUUCAGCUAAUGCCGAAGAACCGACCGUUCAUCAAGGAGGUGAGGGAGUCGUGCCAGCUUCUGCGGACCACAGGAGAAGCCUGGAUCUCCAAACGGAGAACCGCCAUCCAAAAUGGCGAAGAUGUACCCAAAGACAUCCUCACUCAGAUCAUCAAAUCAGCUGGACAAGAAGAGGAAAGGACUAAAGAAGAUGAGGAUCUUAUGUUGGACAACUUUGUGACAUUCUUCAUCGCAGGACAGGAUACUACAGCCAAUCAGCUUGCCUUCUGCAUCAUGGAACUAGCAAGAAACCCUGACAUCAUGAAAAAAGCGCAGAAAGAGGUGGAUGCUGUUCUUGGAAUGAAGCAGGAGAUAAGCAAUGAUGAUUUGGGAGAGCUGACCUACCUAUCACAGGUGCUGAAGGAGACCCUUAGGAUGUAUUCCACCGUUCCCGGAACCAAUCGUCAGUUGCCAGAGGACAUGACCAUCAGUGGUGUUCACAUCCCUGCAGGAACUUUGUGCGUGUUUAGCUCUCAUGUCUGUGGAAGGAUGGAGAAAUUCUUCAAGGACCCACUGACGUUUGAUCCGGACCGGUUUCAUCCAGACGCACCCAAGCCUUACUACUGUUACUACCCCUUCGCUCUCGGUCCACGCUCCUGUCUGGGACAGAAGUUUGCACAGAUGGAGGCUAAAGUGGUGAUGGCCAAGCUGCUUCAGAGGUUUGAGUUCAGUCUGGUGCCAGGACAGUCCUUUGACAUCCUUGACACUUUAACCCUGAGGCCCAAGAGCGGGGUCGUUUGCAACAUUAAACACAGGAAUCCCAACAUGUGAAACUUUAUAUCGCAAUUAGCUGGUCUAAGAAGCUGUGGUAUACUGCUGACACAACAUGACCAGCAGAUGGCGAUGAUCGACUACUUAUGAGUAACCUGACCGGUAAGAAAACAGCGUGGAGAGGACAUGUUCUUUGCCAAUUUUCGUAGACGGUGUAGUGGUAAAGACCUUGCUGCUAAAGGCAACGUGAAACUUUCAUGUAACAUAAAGAUGAGUUUCUCCAAGUUAAA
Gadus morhua (Atlantic cod) is the source of this 1942-nucleotide messenger RNA. Its product is annotated as cholesterol 24-hydroxylase-like. The coding region runs from base 186 to 1712 and encodes 508 amino acids. Gene Ontology annotation, molecular function: heme binding; iron ion binding; cholesterol 24-hydroxylase activity. Lineage: Eukaryota; Metazoa; Chordata; Actinopteri; Gadiformes; Gadidae. The record is from RefSeq and is a predicted model, not a curated record. Gene Ontology annotation, biological process: cholesterol catabolic process. The transcript has 15 exons.